Messenger RNA from Acanthaster planci (crown-of-thorns starfish), 4966 nucleotides. Its product is annotated as cannabinoid receptor 2-like. Gene Ontology annotation, biological process: G protein-coupled receptor signaling pathway. Gene Ontology annotation, molecular function: G protein-coupled receptor activity. Gene Ontology annotation, cellular component: plasma membrane. NCBI's taxonomy places the organism in Eukaryota, Metazoa, Echinodermata, Asteroidea, Valvatida, Acanthasteridae. The record is from RefSeq and is a predicted model, not a curated record.
CAGUACCGUUAUAAAAAGACUACCUGUGUUUCACAGUGUCGACGAACAUUAGGGCGGAGGAAGUGAAACGUUGCAGUCUGAAGCCAAAACCUGCAGUGCACAAAAAGAUUUUAUCCGUGUCUUCGGUUCAUGCAAAUCCACGCACCAGAACUAGUCAUGGUUCGAGAGACACUGUACGCACUUACCAUUGCUGGGUAUACAGUCGUUGGCGUAGCUCUACUUUUCAAUCUCGUGGUGAUAGUCGUCUUUUUGGCCAGCAAGCAACUACGCAUCAAGUACUACUUCUUCGUCUUCACAUUGGCACUCACAGAUGCUGUUUCGGCGGCAGCCCUUAUUCUGUUAAUCAUCAUCGGAGGUGUUUUCCUGAGAGCACUGCUUGAAAUCUCGCAUACAGUGUUGCGGUUGAACGUCCUCUUUGUGGCAGUGAACCGGCUCCUGGCUUUGAUGAUCACUCCGCCCGCUCGCUAUGAUACCAUGGUUACGCUUGGUCGCAUGGUGGUGGUUUACGUCCUGAUGUGGGUGGUUUCCGCUCUGAUUUAUUUACCAUUGACAUACACAGGCUCCCCACUUACCAUUCGCUUCAUACAACCGCUAAUCGGUCUUGUGAUUCUGACAGUGGCUGCAAUUCUGUACUUGGUUGUCUUUCGCAAGAUUGCUAGCUAUCGACCACCACUGGCCUCUACCUCAGGUAUCUCUGAGAAAGAUGAACAAACUGGCACCCGUAUUCGUCAAACACGGCAUCUUAUGAUCACUUUCACACUCAUCCUGGCUGUGUCAUGUCUGUGCUGGCUCCCGGCCGCUGUUGCCUCUUUCAUGAUGUAUUUCAGCAGCAGCGGAAACGCUCUUGAUUUGGGCAAUGGGUUCUUGGUGUAUUUCCGCUUCAGCGCCCUCUUUGCCAUCAGUUACUCGGCCAUCAACCCCUUUAUUUACUGGUGGCGUCUCGCUGAGUUCCGUGAAGCCUUGUACGGGAUGAUAUGCUGCUGGCGCACUAAGCCGUCGGCCGUUUCCGCAGAGGCAUCUAUCAGUAUGGAAACAGUCGUCGAACAGGCCAAGUGAUACCCUUUUGCAUGGCUCAUGAGAGUGCUAAAAGACAAACCUAACGCUGGUAGAUGAUUAGACUCCCGCCCUUCACUCAAAUCUUGGAAAGCUCUUGAGUUUUGCCUCCAGUCAGCUCUACUUUGAAUUGAAAAUUUUUGGUAUUUGGUAUUUUUCUUUAGAAAUACUAAUUUUGCAUGUGGAAAAUAUUUUGUGUUUGGUGUGGGAGAGGCCUUUGCGUUGUAGUCGUUGCUCUCUGGAACUGAAUGUUGUUAUAAAGAAUUAUAUGAGGAUUUGCUAAUUUAACUCAAGUACUGGUAAAUACGAGGGGUUGUUUUUCAUAAUUUUUGGUGGAUACAUAUCUUAUUACUUUGAUUUGCUCUUCUUGGUGUGUGAAAAGUGUUUUUGUCACUAAUGUGGAGGAUCUUUUUAGCCGAGAUAGCCACAAAUGUUUUGUUUGGGUGCUUGACCACCCAGAAGAGGAAAUAAGCAACGUCCAUGACAUUUCAACAGAGUUUCUAGUGGGACAGGGCAGGAGAGAGAGCGCCACCACCAGGACAUUCAUCUUGUUCAGAGUUCCAAGGCACAUAUUCGACAGUCUUUCGUUUCGGAGCUUGUGUGUACCAUAAUCCUGCACUAGUUUUUUUAUGAUAAAUGAAUUCUUUUCAUUGAUCUUGAUGCUCUUAAAAAAUGCAUAGGACUGCCGAAGGAGUUCGUACGACGUUGCUCGCACUUUUACUGGAUGUCAAUUAAUACAUGAGCUGCUAUUUCUGAGGAACAUCAUAAAUAUACAUAGACCUCUGCUGGAAUCAAAACGUCCAACUUAGUACAUUGACUGUUAUUGGAUUUUCGACUGGCUCCCUACUUUGCUUCGGAGUUUCAAUAUAAUGUUAUGAGACAGGGAACAACUACCACUCUCGUUGUAAGACGUUGCCUACCAGCAGAACUUUGUAAGAGGCCAUUGCUUAUUAAGCAGUGAACUAGUUUGUUAUUCAUGAAAACAACGAUAAGCAUUAUAAUUAAACAUACAAUUUCCAUCAACUUAACAUAUCCAAGGCUCGGCAUGGUGUCACUAUAAAAGAACUACCUGUGCUUCAGGCGUUUCCAGAAUCUGGCAGAGACCCCUUGGCAAAGAAACUGAAACGUGCAGGUGUGGAACAACAUACACCAGUGAAGAAGUAAAACGAUUUGCGUAGAUACCAGAAUGGAGAGUUACGGAUUACAGAGAGCCAGAAAUGCCGUUCAAAUAGUCAGUGGCGUAGCUUUAGCCUGCAAUCUCAUGGUAGUCGUUAUCUUUGCCAUUAAGAAGCACCUUCGAGUGAAGUAUUAUGGCUUCCUCUUUAACCUCGUGCUCACUGACAUCGCCCACGCCACACUGGCUAUCGUGUUUAUUACGCAGUACAGCCCCCUAGCCUCAGCUCUCUUCCGCACCUCGUUCUUUGUCACGGAGCUGAAUGUUUUGGCGGUAGCGGUCAACCGCUUGAUGGCGCUCUCCAUCCUACCCCCGGCCCGCUACGACGCAAUGGUCACACCGUUUCGCAUGUUUGUGGUCUGUAUUCUCUUCUGGGUGGUGUCUGCGGCCAUCUAUAUCCCUACGACAUAUGCCGUCAAUUUGCCUGUUGUUACCCGUUUCAUCCGACCACUGGUUGCGCUGGCUAUCCUGGUGCUAACGCUAGCCCUCUACUGUAUAGUCUUCUGCAAACUCGCCGCUUACCGUUCUGCUGAAGCAUCGCCAACGACUAACAAAGACAAUGACCAGACCCAGACCCGCAUUACACAAACCAGAAGUCUCAUGAUGACCUUCUCCAUCAUCCUGAUCAUGUCCUUCCUGUGUUGGAUCCCGUACUGCAUCUGUCAGUUCAUGAUGUACUUCAGCGGCAAAGAUUGGUACGGCCAAACGGAGCUCUUCCGGAUCAUAUUUAUCUACACUUUAGCCUGGCUGAUGGUGAACUCGGCAGUCAAUCCGUUCAUCUACUGGUGGCGUAUCCCAGAAAUCUGCGGUAACCGCUCAUGUGCCGGUGGAGGAAAGACCAGCGGUGAUGCGCUAGUGCUGUCUACUAACAUGGGGACCACCGUGGAGUCAACAACUAACAUGUAGUCAACGCAUGGGGUCGUGCCAAAUGCCUGUGGUCAUGCGUUCAUUACGGAAGCUUACAUGACCAUCCAUGAUUUAACGAUAAAUUAACCCGAUAACGCGAUGACAUGGAUGGCCAUUUCUGCUUCUGUACACGGUUCAUUGAUAUGUAUAGUUAACUAACCCCGUACACCAGAGACUGGCCUGUGAUUCACGCAGAUCCAGAUCUUAUCAGUGAUCUGGCGCUGGUUCACAUGACACCAGAACCAGCGUAAAAGGGGUGGAGCGAACCAGCGUUGGGAUCACCUUAGACCUACAAGAGAUCUAUAAAAUACAUCUUUCUUUAAGUACUGCAUGGUUUUAACCCGAUUGCAAAUGCAUUGAAGAAUUAAGACACAGCGCUCUAUACUGGCACACAACAGGUCGGAAUCAAAUUCAGUUCAACUCUACUCUCCUGGCUAGCCAUUACACUACACGCUGACUUCAAUAAUUCUAUCGCAACGAAUCUGCAUUCCUAUUUGCCAGAGCAUGGCAGUACACGCUAACAUGGUUUCCUGCCAGGAGGUUAACACGGAGCCAAACAGACGUCACCCACUAAUUGUAACACGUAGUUAUUGUUCAUUUCUUAAACAGCUCUGUAUUUUUUCCUUUUCAUGGAAUUAAUCGUGAUAAGCAACCUGUAUAGUCUCAAUAAUUCUACAUUAAAAUUUUCUUAGCUUGAUGUCACGGUCAUAAUCUUUCACAUUAACAGUAACAAUAAAUUGAUAUUAUUAAACUAGCUGUCUUAUUUCCAAUUAAAAAGUAAGAUGGCUCAUUGUCAGUUCCGAUUACUUACGUAGACAGUGUAAAUAGCCCUCUCUUGUGUUCAGCCUGUAUAAGGUUAUUCGCUUCACCUUUUGCUGGUCAUGUUUACAACGCGGUUAUGGGUGCAGUCCACCAAUUGCAAACAGUAUAAAACAGCAUUAUUCAAGGCUCAAUAAUAGGCAUACCAACAUCCUUGGGGGUUCUGAAAUAAAAAUCAAACUGUUUUGUCCCGUAUCUCUCAAUUCGUUCCAUUUUGGAGGGUUCAUCAAUUAUAUUUCAAUCAUUCACACACAAUAAAACAAAAUCACCACACGAGAGUGAUAUUUCAAAAGGCUGCAUGGAGCUAUUUUCAAAGUUCAUCCUUUUACUUUCUCGGCCACAUAGGACCAUUUUCCAACAGUAUGGUUUUUCUAUUCUGCUCCAAGAUGGAAGCCCAGAGAACCAGGGAGAAAGGAUUUACUCGAUCUCACCAUUACAGGUCCAAUGAGUCCCCUUUCUCAAAAGGAACUAGGCUAGGGGCAUUUUUCAUCCUAAUGAGCAUGGCAAAUAUUAUCGUUUCAAUUAGUGGAAGCUUUCUUGAACUCUAUUCACAACAUUUUCUUUACACUUAUUUUAUGCAGUGCGUGAAACGAGAUAAAUACGGUGGUAGAAGAAGGUGUGAAUUGAAUACACUUUUUAAUGACAGAAUAAUGGAAAUCACAGUGUUCUUGUAAAUAUAAAUAUAAGUGAUACAAUAAAAGUUGAAUUUACUUUAUUCGCAGAUGGAAAUAGUCAAUAAGAGUUGCUCAUGUAGAUUUUUUUUUAUCACUAAAAAUUAAAAUUCAAGAGAUUUAGGGGAGAUUUUAUUGGUGACUGUUUAGGUUUAAAGGGCAUUGCAUUUACAGUUUUUAGACAUUCUCUUAGACUUGCUUCUUUUUAAUAAAAGAAAGUUUGGUCGAAUACAUACAGAUUUGGUUUGUUUGUAUUUGUUACAUUUCAUUUUGGGUCCAGUACUUUCAAUGACUUUUCGGCUUCAACCGUUAAGAAUUAAACCAGAAAAAGAGCAAAACGUCA